CCUUUCAAAAUGAAGGUGUUAACAGUGCUAUUUUUCGCAGCGUUGGCUAGCGUUUCGGGGUUUUUGAUAAAAGUACCUACAGUGCCUACGCAACCCAGACCUGCUUCAUCUGGAUGGGUUCACCUUCAGAAGUUAAUACUUUCGCUUUUCGAGAAUGUGUGUGAAGAGAGCACAGAUCCGACAAUCAUCAGAUUAGCGCAGGAAUUCACUCUAGAUUCAUCAAGUGGUGUUUAUCUGAAACCAGACGUAGUAAACAAUUUACAAGAUCACAUAUCAAGCAAAGGCUUAAUGAAGAAGGGCGAAAUUUUUUCAGAAUACAAUGCCGAUAACUUAAUAGAACUAAGAACAGUUUUCGAAGUGCUUUACUUCGCUAAAGAUUUCACUACAUUCUAUAGAGCAGCGGCUUGGGCCCGUCAGAACGUCAACUGUGGUUUAUAUGUGGAUGUUAUAUACUUUGCAAUACUUCACAGGAGAGAUACCGCCUAUCUUACUUUACCACCUCCAUAUGAAUUAUUGCCGAACUAUUUCAUUACGAGACCUUUUAUUUACAAAGCAUCAGCACUGCUUUCGGGUAAUGAGCUUCCAAUUGAUGACACAGCUCGUGAUGAUGGCAAUUCAUACAUUAUAGAUGCUAACUACACAAGUGAUUUCACUAAUGACAAUGACGAAUCAGCACUAGCAUACUUCCGCGAAGAUAUUGGCUUGAAUACCUACUACUUCUUACAAAAACUAAAGAAAUGCCCGUGGAUACAAGAAAAUUCGGAUAUAAACAACCGGCAUGGGGAGUUCUUAUAUCACAUGAUGAAGCAACUGUCGGCUAGAUACAGUCUUGAGAAAUAUUCGUUUGGUCUAUCAGAUAGCGAUGAUAUGGAUUGGGAGUCUUUUAUUGUACCCGUUUAUGAUCCUAUGCUUAUUUAUUCGAACGGAGACAACUUUGGCUACAGGACAUUUCCUUUGGAUCUUUCUGAUAACGCAGAUGUCCAGUUAUUGCAAAAUAUCGAAAGCAACUUAGCUACAGUUGUUACGCAUAUGAGGAGUACAGGAUACAACAAAACGCAAAUAAUAAACCGUCUCAUGGAGAUUCUUCUCACUGGGGACAGAAGUUUCGAAGUAGUAUUGCAAAAACUGGUCGGCAAAGAUAACAGUAUCAGCCAACCUUCCGUACUAGAUCAUUACAUGACAACUCUUCGAGACCCUAUCUUCUGGAGACUUAACAAGCUUGUGGUCAACAUAGUUGACAAUGCCCUCAAAGUACUUCCCACUUACACAAGAAGUGAACUCUACUUCCCAGGAGUAGAACUAGUAAAUAUAGAAGUAAAGAAAAUAUCAACAUUCAUCGAUUUCUUCCAAUUUGAUGUCACUGAUGCUUUGAAAUCUACCUCAACUACAACAUUUCUAGUCAAAAUUGGCCAACCAAGAUUAAACCACAAACCUUUUACAGUAAAGCUAAAUAUUACCUCUCUAGUAGCUCAAAAGGGAUUAGUAAAAAUUUACUUAGGACCAAAAACACCUCCUGGAGAUUUAGUUGCAUACAAAAAUAUGUUUGUAUUGCUAGAUAGUUUUGAAUACAGUUUGAAGAAUGGCAUUAACAUAGUUACAAGAACAUCUGACGAAAUGGCGAAUCUUUCUGAUGAUUUCACUUCUUUUAAAACUCUUCGUAAAAACGUAGCUGAUGCAGAGUUUGGGCUAGGUUCUUUACCAAUGAAAGAUAUCGAAUCUAAGUUGGGAUUCCCAUCACGUUUAAUCGUACCUAGAGGUGCUGAAGAUGGACUACCUAUACAGAUAUUUGUAUUUGUUGCGCCAUUUGUGAAAGUCAGUCCUAGUAGCAUGUUUAUGCCAUCUAAUAUGGAAUUUAACUCAGAAAUUUUGUCACCUGGUUUCCCACUAGAUUUAGGUAUAACUGAUGCUCAACUAUUUGAGCUCCCCAAUGCUUUAGUUAAAGAAGUGUCAAUAACUCAUAAGGGAGACAAAACGACUAGCUACGGAGGAACUAGCGAUGCCAAAAAAUGGCAGCAAGGUACUGUUGGCGGUACUAGUCAGAAAAUUUUUGGAAAGAAAAACGAACGUUUUGACUACAAAUCUAAAAAAGCACAAUAUGGAAACAAAAAAAACUACGACUACACUGCUAAGAGAGGUGACUACUACAAAUACAAGAACAAAGAGUUUCGAACUACGACUGAAAGUAUCAAUACAGGAGAUACAAUUACACGUAUUUAUGACAAUAAGGUUGACCAUACUGAAAUCAGAGAUGAUAAAAUAAUAAGAAAAGAUAGCUUUAAUCAAGAUGUUAUCCUCAACUCGGAACAAAAGAAAAUUAUUGUUGACGAAAGCAUUUUUGUACCCACCGAGUCUGAUGGCAAUGACAACAAUACGUUAGGGAAAGUAGACCUUAAUAAAAACAGCAUCUUUGGGAUUAACGACUUAGACACAGAUAUUGACAAUACUGGUCAUACAUAUACCAAAUCUGCUUUUGUCUAUGAUGAUAACAAAACGGUUGCGAAAAUUGAUGUCAAUAAAGACGUGUAUGUUGAUACAAAUAAAAAAAUAGUUGACUUCGAUAAAGAAGUAAAUGUACCUACCCACAAAUAUGCCAAAGAUGUGACCAACGUUGAUAAUAAACGUACAGAUAAAGUUGGCUUAGACAAAGAAGUAAGAGCACACGUAGAUACUGAAUACAAUAAAGUAGAUUUCGACAAAAUAUUUCCUAUUCAUAAAGAAGCCACUAUUGUAAAUGACUUCAAACAAGAUAACAAAUUAGAUGGUUCAAUAAGAGACACGGAGGAUAUGUAUGUUGUAGAUCCGGUGGAAGAAGACGACAAAAAUUCAAUUCUUAGUCCAACAGAACGAAAGUAUAGAAAACCUUCGAUUUAUGAUUACCUGGUACAUCCAGUUUAUGUUGAUUAUUCUGAUGAAAAAGUGUACGAAUAGCUGUUUGGUGUACACCUAGUUUUAAGAUAGUUAUAUUAUUAGGGUUAGGUUCAUAAUUAAAUAACUCUAAAACAUUAGAGUUAUUUAAUUAAGAACUAUGUUGAUUAAAAAAAAAUAAAGUUGCGAUAUAUUAACAUGACUUGUAUUGAUUGUUAGUAAAAGUUAUCUACAUAUUUCGA
Messenger RNA from Hyposmocoma kahamanoa, 3107 nucleotides. Its product is annotated as larval serum protein 1 beta chain-like. The transcript has 5 exons. Lineage: Eukaryota; Metazoa; Arthropoda; Insecta; Lepidoptera; Cosmopterigidae. The record is from RefSeq and is a predicted model, not a curated record. The coding region runs from base 10 to 2928 and encodes 972 amino acids.